Molecule: messenger RNA, 1114 nt
Organism: Trifolium pratense (red clover)
Lineage: Eukaryota; Viridiplantae; Streptophyta; Magnoliopsida; Fabales; Fabaceae
Product: kunitz-type trypsin inhibitor-like 1 protein
Exons: 1
Coding region: 77-745 (222 amino acids)
Molecular function (GO): endopeptidase inhibitor activity
Source: RefSeq, a predicted model, not a curated record
ACUUUGAGUAAUGUAACACGAUGACAUAUAAAAGCACAAAAAUAUAAAUAUAUCAACAUUGAUAUCUUGAAAAAGAAUGAAGCCUACAUUACUUACCACCCUUUCUUUGAUCCUCUUUGCCUUAACCACUCACUUUCCAUUAUCCUUUACACAAGAAAGUGUCCCAGUUUUGGACACAGAUGGAAACCCCCUUAUUCCUGGUGCCAAAUACUACAUUUUACCAACUACCCCAGGACUAGAAGGAGGUGGUGGACUAAGGCUUGGUAUAACAGAAGGUCAAAAAUGUCCAAUUACUAUAAUUCAAGAUUUUUCUGAGACUUUUCUUGGCUUGCCAGUGAAAUUUAAUGUAAAAGAUGGCGAAGACACUAUACUUGAAGAUUAUUCAAGGAUAGAUAUUGAAUUCAAUACGAAACCAGAAUGUGCUCAUUCUUCCAAAUGGGUAUUGGUUGAAAAUUAUACAUACCGUACAGCAUGGAUUUGUAUUGGUAGUAUUGAAGAUAUUAAAGAUAGUUAUGGUAAUGUUAUUAAUGGUGUGUUUAGCAUUAUGAAAGGAUGGUCGGGAAAAUACAAGCUUGUAUAUCGGUCACCGGCGUUGGGAGGAUUUACCGAUAUUAAAAGCUAUGACGAUAUCACUGGAAGGCGUCUAGUUAUCGUGAACCCGAAAGGUCGUCCCGAGGAGGAGAAUUAUCGUACCUUUAAUGUUAAAUUUAUUAAGGCAAGUGGAAAUGGAAGAUCUGUAGUUUGAAUUAUAUCUCCAAGCUAGUAAGAUCACAAAGAUGUAGUGUUAAAUUCUAUUCUGUUUCAGUUCAGUUAAGAUCGCUUUGGUUUUCGUUGAGGUACUUUGUGGGGAUUAGUUUAUGUUGGCUUCGUUUUAUUGUUGGGCCGGGAAUAGUCACUUAAAUUAUUGUAAGGGGUGGGUGGAUGUGUGGUUGUUUGUCGUACUUUUUGAUUGGUUUAGGUGAUGUGUCCAUUAAUAAAAUUUAGCCGAUUCAAAAAAAAUAUUAGUCUUUAAGGUGAACAUUUUGGUAAACCUUAAUGGAAAUGGAAGAUGUGUAGUUUGGAUUAAAUUUCCAAACUAGUUUCAACUUAUAUUCUGUUGGUAGGGACAUCGUAU